AUGGGGACUUGGAAGACAUUUUGGUUGAUCAUCUCCCUUGCAGCUAGUCUGGACUUCAUUAAGUCACAAAUGAUUGUCUGCAGGGAGGCCUAUAAGGGGGAUGUCGUGUUUCUGGUGCACACCCCCAGCAUCAACUCCCAGCACGCCCGCAGUGUGCGGAAAUUCUUGUCUAUCUUGGCAAACAGCUUCAAUGUCAGUAAAGACACCAUCCGUGUGAGUCUGGCCCAGUACAGCGAUAUACCUGCUUCUGAAUUCCUGCUUUCUACCUACCACCACAAAGGUGAAGUGUUGAGACACAUCCAGCAACUUCAGUUUAAGCCUGGAGGCAACAAGAUGGGCCAGUCUCUGCAGUUCAUCCUAGAGCAUCACUUCCAGGAAGAAGCGGGGAGCCGGGCAAACCAAGGGGUGCCUCAGAUGGCCCUGGUGAUGAGCAGUGGCCCAGCUGAGGACAACAUCCAGGAACCUGCCAAAGCUCUCAGGAGGGCAGGAAUCUUGCUAUAUGCUGUUGGUGUUGGAGAUGCAGCUCAGGCUGAGCUCAGAGAGAUCUCGAGCAUUCCCAAGGAUAAAUUCACCUUUUUUGCUCCCAACUUCUCUAGCCUGCCUGGCCUCGCCCAGAAGCUUCGGCAAGAGCUCUGCAGUACUCUAGCAAAGGCAGCUGAACCCACUGAGCACAAGUCUCCAGCUUGCGCAGAAGCAACCCUGGCUGACAUUGUGUUUUUAGUGGACAGCUCAACUAGCAUUGGACCCCAGAACUUCCAGAAUGUAAAGAACUUCCUUCACGCUGUUGUCUUGGAUCUUGACAUCAGCAGUGAUCAGGUCCAAGUGGGACUAGUCCAGUAUAGUGACAACAUCCACCCAGCCUUUCAGCUGAAACAGUCCUCUGUGAAGAGCAUGGUCCUGGAAUGGAUCCGGAAUCUGUCCUUCAUCACAGGAGGCACAAAUACAGGAAGUGCCCUAGAGUUCAUCAGGGCCAACUACUUGACCGAGAUGAGUGGCAGCCGGGCCAAGGAUGGGGUUCCUCAGAUAGUUAUCCUGGUGACAGAUGGGGAGUCAAAUGAUGAGGUCCAGGAUGCAGCUGACCAGCUGAAAAGAGAUGGAGUCUUUGUGUACGUGGUAGGGAUCAAUGUUCAAGACAUCCAAGAGCUGCAGAAGAUAGCCAGUGAACCAUUUGAGAAGUUUUUCUUCAACACAGUGAACUUCAGCAUCUUGCAGGAGUUCUCAGGAAGCCUCCUUCAGGCUCUGUGUUCAACAGUGGAGAGACAGAUGAAAAAGUCUAACAAGACCUAUGCAGAUGUGGUCUUUCUUAUUGACACCUCACAGGAAACAUCGCAGGCCAGUUUCCAGUGGAUGCAGAAUUUCAUCUCUAGAAUUAUUGGCAUGCUGGAGGUUGGCAAGGACAAGUACCGGAUUGGGCUGGCUCAGUACGGUGAUCAAGGUUACACUGAGUUUUUGUUUAAUACCUACAAGACCCGGAAUGAGAUGAUCACACACAUCCAUGAGCACUUGGUGCCCCGAGGUGGUUCCAGGAGGGCAGGCCGAGCCCUUCGGUUUCUUCACCAGACUUUUUUCCAGGAGGCAGCAGGAAGCCGGAUCUUCCAGGGUGUUCCCCAGUAUGCAGUGAUCUUUACCUCAGGCAAAUCUGAGGGUGAGCUUGGGGACGCUGCACAGAUCCUGAGGAAGAGAGGCGUGAACAUCAUGUCUGUGGGGGUGCAGGACUCUGACAGGACGGAACUGGAGGGGAUUGGGUCUCUGGUGUUCGUGGCUGACCCGCAGGGAGAAGACAGAGUCAGACAGCUAUUGCAGGAUGUGAAUGUGGUGAUCCAGGGGACUCCACAGCCUGAGGUCAGGAUAGAGGCUGCAGAUGGAGCUGCUGGAGCAUGUCCAACUGCGGUUCCAGCUGACUUGGUGUUCCUUGUUGAGGAAUUUAGCAGGGCCAGGCAAGCCAAUUUCCAACAAGUUGUCCAUUUCCUGAAGACCACUGUCCAAUCUCUCAACAUUCAUCCUCAUACCGUGAGAAUCGGCUUGGUCUUUUACAGUGAGGAACCACAGCUGGAGUUUUCCCUGGAUACAUAUCAAAACGCUGCCCAAAUCUUCCAGCAUUUGGACAAGUUGACCCUCCACGGAAGAAGAGGAAGGACGAAGGCUGGUUCUGCUUUGGAUUUCCUGAGGAAUGAAGUUUUCAUUUCAGAGAAGGGUAGCCGGUCCAAUCAAGGCGUGCAGCAGAUAGCUGUGGUCAUCAUGGAAAGUCCCUCUGUAGACAAUGUGUCUACACCUGCUUCUUACCUCCGCAGGGCUGGGGUCACCAUCUAUGCAGUGGGCAUCCAGCCUGCCGCUGAGAGCAAGGACUUGGAGAAGAUUUCUACAUACCCUCCCUGGAAGCAUGUCAUCCACCUAGAGUCCUUCCCACAACUUGUUAUUGUGGAAGACAAACUUAAAAACAGGCUCUGCCCUGAGACCAUGAGCAGAAUCUAUCCUCAGGUGAUAGAAAGAGCACAAGAAGAUUGCAUGCAUGUGGAGAAGGCAGAUAUUUACUUCCUUAUUGAUGGAUCUGGCAGCAUCAGACCAAUAGACUUCAUUGAAACGAAGGCAUUCAUGAAGGAGGUGAUAAAGAUGUUCCACAUUGGGCCUGACAGAGUACGAUUUGGAGUCGUUCAGUACUCAGACAAAAUUAUAAGCCAGAUUUCCCUCAGCCAAUAUGCCAGCAUGGCAGAGCUGAGGACAGCCAUUGAUGACAUCCAGCAGGGAGGAGGUGGUACCACAACCGGUGAAGCUUUGAGCAGAAUGGCCCUGGUCUUUGAAGACACUGCCAGAAUCAGUGUUGCCCGCUACCUCAUAGUCAUCACUGAUGGCCAGUCUUCAGACUCGGUGGCUGAGGCUGCGCAGGGCUUGAGGGACAUCGGAGUCAACAUUUAUGCCAUUGGAGUAAGGGAUGCUAAUACAACUGAGCUUAAGGAAAUAGCAAACAACAAGAUGUUUUUCAUAUAUGAGUUUGACUCCUUGACAGCCAUUCAACAGGAACUUAUUCGGGACAUCUGCUCCUCAGAGACCUGUAAAAGUAAGAAAGCUGACAUCAUCUUCUUGAUUGACGGCUCAGAAUCCAUCAACCCUAAGGAUUUUGAAAAGAUGAAGGAAUUCAUGGAGAGGAUGGUGAACCAAUCUAAUAUUGGUGCUGAUAAAAUUCAGAUUGGCCUUCUGCAGUUCAGCUCCACUCCCCGGGAAGAAUUCAGGCUCAACCAAUAUUCCUCAAAGGUGGACAUGCGCAGAGCCAUCUUGAAUGUCAAACAGAUGAACGAUGGUACCCACACUGGGGAAGCCUUGAACUUUACUCUGCCUUUUUUUGACAGUUCAAGAGGAGGGAGACCCAGUGUUUAUCAGUAUUUGAUUGUGAUCACCGACGGGGGCUCCCAGGAUAAUGUAGCACUCCCAGCCAAAGCCCUCAGGGACAGAAACAUAAUUAUUUUUGCCAUUGGGGUAGGAAAGGCCCAAAGAUCCCAGCUUUUGGAGAUUGCUAAUGACCAGGACAAAGUGUACCACAAAGAAAAUUUUGAGUUCCUGCAGAACCUGGAAAAGAAAAUUCUUUAUGAGGUCUGCAGUCCCCAAGGAUGCGACGUGGAUCUGUCUGUUGGAAUUGAUAUCUCAACCUCUUCAGAGCGAGCUCAGCGGGAACUUCCAAAGUUGCUGCCCCGGCUGAUGCAACAGCUGGCCUUGCUUUCUAACAUCAGCUGUGACAAUCCUGGCCAGAUGGGCCCUAGGUUCCGCUACGUGAUUCCAGGCUCCAAUAGCCAGCUUGUCUUUGACUCAGGCUUUGAGAAAUAUAAUGAUGAGACCAUCCAGAAGUUCUUGAUACAUCAGGCUUCCGUGAACAACCGUAUGGAUGUAGACUUCUUACAGUCCCUGGGAGAGACUGCCAUCCACCUGUCUUUUGCUAAAGUGAAGGUCCUUUUAGUGCUUACUGAUGGACUUGACGAGGACCCACAGAGGCUGAAGAGAACCUCAGAAUUCCUUCGUAGCAGAGGACUCUCUGGACUCCUACUCAUUGGCCUGGAAGGCGUACAGAAGUUAGAAGAGCUGCAGGGACUGGAGUUCGGCAGAGGGUUCUCAUACUGGCAGCCUCUGAGCAUCCAUCUGCCGUCCCUCCCCAGAGUCUUACUGAAGCAGCUGGAUACAAUUGUGGAGAGGACAUGCUGUCACGUGUAUGCCAAGUGUUAUGGAGACGAUGGGCUCAGAGGUGAUCCUGGGAGUCUUGGGAGGGAGGGAGAGAGGGGUUUGGAUGGACUUCCUGGCCACCCUGGUGAAGAGGGUGAUUAUGGACAGAGAGGCCCUCGAGGUCUUCCUGGACUCCGAGGUGAGGAAGGAUGCCCAGGUGUGAGAGGUCCUAAGGGAGUCAGAGGAUUUUCAGGAGAAAAGGGCAGCGAUGGUGAGGAAGGUGCUGGGGGCUUAGAUGGAGAACAGGGUGAUCCUGGAGCUGCAGGGCCGUCUGGAGAGAAAGGGAACAGAGGCAACAGGGGCUUGACAGGCCUGCCUGGAGAAGCCGGACAUCGUGGGGAGCCUGGGCUGAGGGGAGAUCCUGGGGAUCCUGGAAUCGAUAAUUUCAUCCAAGGCCCCAAGGGAGAAAAGGGAAGGCGUGGACAUCAGGGAAGUUCCGGUUUCCACGGACCUCUGGGGAGAGCAGGCAGUGUAGGACCUCCGGGGUCACAUGAAAGACAUGGCCUGCCAGGGUUGAAGGGUGAACCUGGAUUCCCUGGCUCUCCUGGUGUACAAGGAGAAGAUGGUGACCCAGGCUGUGGAGGAGUGAAGGGAGCCAAGGGAGUCCAAGGGAAGAGGGGCAAUUCUGGUUUUCCUGGGUUUGCUGGAUCUCCAGGUGACCAAGGCCCACCAGGAAAAACGGGCAUCAAGGGUUCAAAAGGUUUGGCGGAUAGGACGUCUUGUGAAAUUGUUGAUUUCAUUCGGGAAAGCUGCCCUUGUUCAAAAGGGAUUUCCAGAUGCCCAGCAUUCCCUUCAGAAGUGGUCUUUGCCUUGGACAUGUCCAACGAUGUCUCCCAGUUGGACUUUGAGAGGAUGAGAAGCAUUCUACUGUCUCUGUUGAUGAAGCUGGAGAUCAGUGAGAGCAACUGCCCCAUUGGUGCCCGGGUGGCCAUUGUUUCCUAUAACACGAGGACAGAUUAUCUAGUGCGCUUCUCAGACCAUCAGGGAAAAGCUGCCCUACUACAGGCUGCCAGGAAAAUCCCCCUUGAACGGUCAUCUGGGUCCCGGAAACUUGGGGCCACCAUGAGGUUUGUGGCAAGACACAUAUUCAAACGUGUGCGCUCAGGCCUUCUGGUAAGGAAGGUGGCUGUGUUCUUCCAGGCCGGCAGGAUCUACAACACAACCUCUGUUAGCACAGCCUUGCUGGAGCUCCAUGCAGCAGACAUUGUCACAUCAGUUGUAACCUUCACAGAGGAGCACAACCUCCCGGAAGCCUUGCUGGUGGAUGGACUCAAGGGAUUUCACUUGUUUACAUGGGAGACAGAGCGCCAGCAGGAUGUGGAGCGCCUGGCCAGCUGCACUCUCUGCUAUGAUAAGUGCCGACCAGCCCAAGAAUGCAGGCCGGAUGCUCCCAGGCCCCAGGAGUUCGACAUGGACUUGGUGUUCCUGGUGGACAGCUCCCAGGGAGUCAGCGGGGACAUAUACCUUGGGGCUUUGCGGCUAGUAGAUUUGGUGCUUAAGGACCUGGAGGUGGCUGCCCAGACUGGCACAUCCUGGCAUGGGGCACGUGCAGCCCUGGUGACAUACACGACUCCAGGUUUUCGGCCUGGCAGGGCUCAAACCCCUGUGUUCCAGUACUUCCACCUGACCUCCUAUGGCCACAAGACACAGAUGCAAAGGCAAGUUCAGAAGGCUGCCGGUCGCCUGCUGCAGGGAGCCCCUGCCCUGGGCCAUGCUCUGGAGUGGACACUGGAGAAGGUGCUUCUGGCAGCUGCACUGCCACGGAGGCCACAGGUCCUCUUUGCCAUCGUGGCCAGUGAGACAAGCAGCUGGGACAGAGAGAAGCUAAGGACCCUGUCCCAGGAGGCCAAGUGCAAGGGCAUCACAUUGUUCGUGCUGGCUGUGGGCCCAGGAGUGGGAGCCCAGGGGCUUGCUGAACUGGCUGGAGUGGCCAGUAAACCCUUGGGUCAGCACUUGUUACGCCUGGAGGGCGUCUCAGAGGAGGAGGUAGCCUACGCCAGCAGAUUCACACAGGCCUUCCUGAGCCUUCUAAAAAGUGGAAUGAACAAGUAUCCACCCCCAGAGCUCACUGAAGAAUGUGGAGGCCCAAACCGUGGGGAUACCCUGCUGCAGUUAGAUGCUCCUACCAAGAGGCUGUCCAAGCGCCAGCUUGGCACAUCUGCCUUUGGUUAUGACUCGGACCCUCUCAAGUCACCAGACAGUUUUCUAGAAGAAAGGAGAGAAAUCAAGAUGACAUCUGUAGCUCAGCAGGAAGCAGUGGGAAAUGAUGAAAUGCACAAGUUGGACACCAAAGAAAAUGGUCAAGAAAAACCAGCAAAAGAAAGACACUUGGGCACUGCCUCUGGUGAGAUGCCAAACCAUGGCUUCCUAGCUCUCUAA
Messenger RNA from Onychomys torridus (southern grasshopper mouse), 6585 nucleotides. RefSeq names its product collagen alpha-4(VI) chain-like. The record is from RefSeq and is a predicted model, not a curated record. The transcript is spliced from 31 exons. Lineage: Eukaryota; Metazoa; Chordata; Mammalia; Rodentia; Cricetidae. The coding region runs from base 1 to 6585 and encodes 2194 amino acids.